UUGCACUUUUGAUGGCAGAGAAGAAGUUUGAGAUUUUUGGUGGGGGGUGAGGGGCAGGCUGGCCUUUUUUUGUUCCGCUGGAGAGUCCUUCCUCAGCGGCGAGGAGAGCCGGAACACGCCAGUCAAGAGCGCUGCAGUGCCGCGGACCGUCGGCUCGAUCCCCGGGGCCGAUCAGGACGUCUUCCCAGCCAGAGAAAGCCAGGCGGCACACGGCGGCAUCGCUCACGGGUCAGCGGGCAGACGAGGCGGCGAUCGCCCCAUUUAGCCUCCCUGGGUCCGGGGGAGCGCUCUGGUCUGGGGGCGGGGAGGUCCAACGACGAGACCGAGGAGGGCAGAAGACAACAAGCCGAGAGGACGGAGGAGGGUGCUGGAAGUCUGCGACGCCUCCAGCACGAAGGAGCCGGCGCUUUGGCCACAGCACCCUGGGUCGGCUAGCUUGUACCCGCGCGGCUAAGUGAAUGGGAUGGAGCCGGGACCGUCUGGCGCUGUGCCCAUGGGGGUCUUCCCCCCGCCCCUGCAGCAGGUGUUCCACGCCCCGCGUCGGCCGGGAAUGGGCACCGUGGGCAAGCCCAUCAAGCUGCUGGCUAAUUACUUUGAAGUGGAGAUCCCCAAGAUGGACGUCUACCACUACGAGGUGGACAUCAAGCCCGACAAAUGUCCCCGGCGAGUCAACAGGGAGGUGGUGGAGUACAUGGUGCAGCACUUCAAGCCCCAGCUCUUUGGUGACCGCAAGCCCGUGUACGACGGCAAGAAGAACAUCUACACUGUGCUGGCCCUCCCCAUUGGCAGCGAGAAGGUGGAUUUUGAGGUAACCAUCCCCGGCGAGGGCAAGGACCGUAUCUUCAAGGUGUCCAUCCGUUGGCUGGCCAAGGUGUCAUGGCGCCUCCUGCAGGAGACUCUGGUCAGCGGGCGGCUGCAGGUCCCCCUGGACUCGGUGCAAGCCCUGGAUGUGGCCAUGCGACACCUGGCCUCCAUGAGGUACACUCCAGUGGGCCGCUCCUUUUUCUCCCCACCCGAGGGAUACUACCACCCCCUGGGUGGGGGCAGGGAGGUGUGGUUCGGCUUCCACCAGUCGGUGCGGCCCGCCAUGUGGAAGAUGAUGCUGAAUAUAGACGUGUCCGCCACGGCCUUCUACAAAGCCCAGCCUGUCAUCGAGUUCAUGUGCGAGGUUUUGGACAUUCGCAAUAUCGACGAGCAGCCCAAAACCCUCACCGACUCGCAGAGGGUCCGCUUCACCAAGGAGAUCAAAGGCCUCAAGGUGGAGGUGACCCACUGCGGCCAGAUGAAGAGGAAGUACCGCGUAUGCAACGUCACCCGACGUCCCGCCAGCCACCAGACGUUUCCCCUCCAGCUGGAAAGUGGGCAGACUGUGGAAUGUACCGUAGCCCAGUACUUCAAGCAGAAGUACAACCUGCAGCUCAAAUACCCCCACCUGCCCUGCCUGCAGGUGGGGCAGGAGCAGAAGCACACAUAUCUGCCCCUAGAGGUGUGCAACAUCGUGGCGGGCCAAAGGUGCAUCAAGAAACUGACCGAUAAUCAGACGUCCACCAUGAUCAAAGCGACGGCUCGCUCGGCGCCCGACAGGCAGGAGGAGAUCAGCAGGCUGAUGAAGAACGCCAACUUCAACCUGGACCCGUACAUCCAAGAGUUUGGCAUCAAGGUGAAGGACGACAUGGCGGAGGUGACGGGCAGAGUGCUUCCUGCCCCCAUCUUGCAAUAUGGCGGACGGAACCGCGCCAUCGCCACGCCCAACCAGGGAGUGUGGGACAUGAGGGGGAAGCAGUUCUACAACGGCAUUGAGAUCAAGGUCUGGGCCAUCGCCUGCUUCGCCCCCCAGAAGCAGUGCAGGGAGGAGGUGCUCAAGAACUUCACAGACCAGCUCCGGAAGAUCUCCAAGGACGCGGGCAUGCCCAUCCAGGGCCAGCCGUGCUUCUGUAAGUACGCCCAGGGGGCCGACAGCGUGGAGCCCAUGUUCAGGCACCUGAAGAACACCUACUCGGGGCUGCAGCUCAUCAUCGUCAUCCUGCCCGGGAAAACCCCCGUCUACGCCGAGGUGAAGCGUGUGGGCGACACGCUGCUGGGCAUGGCCACGCAGUGCGUGCAGGUGAAGAACGUGGUGAAGACGUCUCCUCAGACCCUGUCCAACCUCUGCCUCAAGAUCAACGUGAAGCUGGGAGGCAUCAACAACAUCCUGGUGCCGCACCAACGGUCAGCCGUCUUCCAGCAGCCCGUCAUCUUCCUGGGAGCCGAUGUCACCCACCCGCCCGCUGGAGAUGGCAAGAAGCCUUCCAUCACGGCGGUGGUGGGCAGCAUGGACGCCCACCCCAGCAGGUACUGCGCCACGGUGCGAGUGCAGCGACCCAGGCAGGAGAUCAUCGAGGACUUGUCCUACAUGGUGCGGGAGCUGCUGAUCCAGUUCUACAAGUCCACCCGCUUCAAGCCCACCAGGAUCAUCUUCUACAGGGACGGCGUUCCCGAGGGCCAGUUGCCACAGAUCCUGCACUACGAGCUGCUGGCCAUCAGGGACGCCUGCAUCAAGCUGGAGAAGGACUACCAGCCCGGCAUCACCUACAUCGUGGUGCAGAAGCGCCACCACACGCGCCUCUUCUGCGCCGACAAGUCGGAGAGGAUCGGGAAAAGCGGGAACAUCCCGGCGGGCACCACGGUGGACACCAGCAUCACUCACCCCUUUGAGUUCGACUUCUACCUGUGCAGCCACGCCGGCAUACAGGGUACCAGCCGCCCGUCGCAUUACUACGUCUUGUGGGACGACAAUCGCUUCACCGCCGACGAGCUGCAGAUUCUCACCUACCAGCUGUGCCACACCUACGUACGCUGCACCCGCUCCGUCUCCAUCCCCGCCCCCGCCUACUACGCCCGCCUGGUGGCCUUCCGCGCCCGCUACCACCUGGUGGACAAGGAGCACGACAGUGGCGAGGGCAGCCACGUGUCGGGUCAGAGCAACGGCCGGGACCCCCAGGCUCUGGCCAAAGCGGUCCAGAUCCACCACGACACCCUGAGGACCAUGUACUUUGCCUGAGUGGGCGUGCAGCACCCCUCCCCCGCCGUGACCACCUCACCCCCCUCCCUUAUCCUCGUCACUUUCCACUUCCUCAUCCUCCUCAGAACCUCCCUGGAUCCUCACUCGCCACUGCACGUCCUCCAUGUGGAUCCAGCAGGCGUCUUCUACACGUACCACUACACGUGCUCCUCACAACCUCUGUAGAUCCAGCAAGCAUCUUCUGAAGGUACCAGCAGACGUGGUCCUCCACACGGACCCAUGUAGUCCUGUAUGGGAUGCUAGCGUCCCACGUGCUAGCGAGUAUGCAAUAUGGCGUCAAAGGAAAAGCCACAAAGCUGCCCGUUCGGCAUCCAAUGAGGGUGCGAGCGUUCCGACCAAUAGGAUCCUUCCUCACAAGUACACGCCUACUUUUGACUUUUUGAACCAUCUUAUUGGAAGCCGCCUGAGCUGUGGUACAUUAGCACUUAGCCUUUAGCAUGUACGCCCGUUAGCGGGCUCCUCUUCUUCGUCUUUAUGUUCUUCCCUCGCCGUGCCACAGACGGGGGCGUAGCAUGUCCCCGGCUAAUUAGCAUAGCAUAAGACUAGCGGGACCACGGCAUAGUUGUGGCAAAUAUUCAACCAGCAUUCAUGAGCAGCCAAAAAAACCACAAUGCCAACCGGGGGGGCGGGGGGUCUUCCAAUUAGGGAUGCACCACCACGGCCCCACGCCCCAAUGAUCACCCCCCCUCCCCUAGGAAAACACUCCAAUGAGCAGGUGAGCGAUCCUGACUUCCAAACAUUCCCCUCAUCCUGGAUGCCGUCCACCAAGGCACCCCCCCCAACCCCACCCCGGCAGGACAACUACCUUUCUUUCCACUUCCUGCCUUCUUUAGGCAAGUUCAGGGAAAUAUCAGCUCCACACUAAAUGGAGCUGUUUGUGAAAAAGCAUCUCAAACAACAUUUAUUGAUGGGGAAAGACCACCGGCUAGUUGGGAACUGUGUGUGCACGUGAGUUAAAAUGGCCGCCGCAUAUGUGGGCGUGCUACACUCCAUGCUCUUCCACUUCCUCCUUCCUGUCAUGUGGUUCUUCCAUCCGCUCCCUGCUGAGAUCUUACCCGACGCGCUUCUGCCACCUUGUGGCCAUUCUCAUGGCCUCACGUCGCUCUCACGUCUACUGCACUCCUGGGGGGGGGGGGCAUCAUCAGGAAGGAUGUUGUCCCCGAAGGUCCACCUUGAGGGGAACGACCCCUGGAGCACCAAACCUCAUCAGACACCAGAAACACCAGCUUGGCCGCAGACGACCUAGCAUCACGGCGCUGCAAUACGGUGGCUCCUCCCCCUCCCAUAGCGGCGUUCUUCUGACCUCCAGCGUGGACGUUCAUCUCCAUGAAGGUCAGGGUCGUGGGGCCACGUUGGGGCUACGUUGGGGCCACGUUGGGGCCACGUGGCGCGGACCCAGCAGGAAGAGUGGUGGUGCAUCCCUAAUGGGAAGGUGACGAUUCAGGCACUUUUACUUCGACACGAGCAACUUAAGGCAACAUGCCAGGUCAACACGACCCCCCCACGCCGGCCAUGAUGGACAUGGUUGGAAUCGACGUCUGUGAUCACUGAAGUGCUGCAAGGCUGAAGGUCGUUCAGGGAUUGACCUUGCGUGUAAAAAGCAUCCUUUUGUACACUAAGCUCUUCUUCGCCAUGCACGGCGGCACAAGCACACGCCCUCAAGACGCACUUCCUCAUCCUCCCUAGCGUGUCGGCCACGUUGGUGCUCCGUGUGCGUGGGCGGCACGGGUCAGUCACGCCUCUUCGUAAACCCCGCCUCUUUUAGCCUUCAUCCGGAAUACCCAUCAUCAUCAUCGUCGUAAUGCACGUUGGCACACUGAGCUUGAGUUUGAGUUUGGUGUGGGAGGGGUCCUCCGGGGGGGCGGCACCCCACCUUCUCAAAUAUACAAUGCGGCGGAAGCCACCAGGACACGUGGUGGCUCCGUGUCCGUCUACCCUGACCUUGUCUACCCUGACCUUGUCUACCCUGACCUUGUCUACCCUGACCUUGUCUACCCUGACCUUGUCUGCCCUGACCUUGUCUACCCUGACCUUGUCUACCCUGACCUUGUCUGCCCUGACCUUGUCUGCCCUGACCUUGUCUGCCCUGACCUUGUCUGCCCUGACCUUGUCUACCCUGACCUUGUCUACCCUGACCUUGUCUGCCCUGACCUUGUCUGCCCUGACCUUGUCUGCCCUGACCUUGUCUGCCCUGACCUUGUCUGCCCUGACCUUGUCUGCCCUGACCUUGUCUGCCCUGACCUUGUCUACCCUGACCUUGUCUGCCCUGACCUUGUCUACCCUGACCUUGUCUGCCCUGACCUUGUCUGCCCUGACCUUGUCUGCCCACACCCGGCACAGACGCUCCUUCCCGCCGUCUUCCGGCACGGGACAGGUUGUGUCUGUGUGAAAGGGGCCCGUGUCU
Doryrhamphus excisus (bluestripe pipefish) is the source of this 5465-nucleotide messenger RNA. It is a transcript of the gene ago1, whose product is annotated as argonaute RISC component 1. The record is from RefSeq and is a predicted model, not a curated record. Lineage: Eukaryota; Metazoa; Chordata; Actinopteri; Syngnathiformes; Syngnathidae. Gene Ontology annotation, molecular function: RNA binding; protein binding.